GUUUGUUCACAGAGGAGCGUCCGCAGACAGAGACACGGACGGACAGACAGAGCUGCCGACGGGGAGAGUUUAGUUUAGUUGGCAUCCAAACAAAACUUCAAGCUGCUCCGGCGGGUAGGGACGAAUCCAGAUUCAAGUUGCUUCCUGAAGUGUUUUUCACGGAAAUGCUUCACCUGAAGUUUUCCUUCGGACGGUGAAAUUUUGGAGUUAGGAGAAGAAGGAGACGCUUCAAAUGGAGAGAGGGUGAAUCAACUCAACUGAAUCAUUAAAGUUUCACAAGGGCGUUGCUCCAGCGUGAGGUGGCAUGUCAAACCGUGACUCCUUGGGGUUCGGGGACCUGCUUCCCCAGGACGUGGUUCAGGUUUUUGCUUACGAGAAGCACAGCAAAAAGGGUACCAAGAAGCGCAGUCACUCCCUCGGCCGAGCCCUGGGCUGGCUGAAGGGCAAGAAGAGGAAGGAUCUUGGCAGUAAUCAGCAGAAUCUGGGUCUAGGUCCUGCGCUUGACUUGGCGUUGGAUGGGCACCCUGCUGGGCAUCAAGGUGGACACAAGGGAGGGCAGAGGUCAGGACGGCAGGCACAUCCACACGGAAACAGUCAUGCUGUCCCAAAGCGAGAUGAUGACGACAAAGCCCUGGCACCCCUGUUGCUUCAGGAGAAUGUGUUCAUUGAGACAAGCAGGCCUAAGUACCUGGAGGACCUUCACACCGAGGCCCUGGAGGGAUUGAAAUUGAUGCAGCAGGAAGAAACCAGUAAUGGAGUGGAGUACCAGGAUAAUGAAAGCACAAUUUCGAAUAUAACGAUUCACACAGACAGGGAAGGUGGAGGGUUUACAACAGACAGCACCAUUCCUGACACAUCCUCUGUCGUGUCUGUACAAUCAUCUGUGUCCACUAGAUCAUCCCGCUCUGGACUCACCAGACAAGGGUCAACAUUCAGGCCUUUGAACUCUGGGAAAAAAUCAGAAAAGAUGAGAAGAAGACGACACAGGAAGACCGUUGCGGGUAUCCCACAUCAUGUUCAGAGAGAGUUGGGGUUGGACAGAGCGGGCUGGACAUUGACUCAGAAGUUAGAUGAGGAACAGCUUUGUAAUGGUGAGACUGACACUAGCCCCACCACUGAUGGGCCACAGCAAUCAGCAGAGUCACAAAAGGGAGCCAGGGCUGGCCUCCAGGUCAGGAAGGGUAUCCAGCCUCUCAACAAAGAACAAGUCGAGCGGCUCAAUGCCGCCCAUGCUGGUCAUAGGGACGACCUGGCCCUGUUGCACCGCCUGGGUCCUGACUUGACAGGUGGAGAUAGGCCCCGGUCCCUGGCAGUUCCCUGGAUGACUACUGCCAACAGCCUCCAGCCAGGCCCACCCAGCCCUGUCAUGUCCAUGUCACCCCAGGCUGCUUACAUGUCCAAAAUCAUUCCCAAUGCUGUGUUGCCACCAUCCAUUGAGGUGGUAGAAAUCAGCCGUGGACGGAGUCGCAGCAGCCUCCGCACCGUCAGCAAGAGCAGCCUGCUGCUCUCCAGUCCAGCUCCCUCCCGUGCUUCCUCCAGAGCGUCCUCAACCAGAACCACUUCCUCCAAAGCCUCAAACAUCACCUCUGCCUCCCGCUACAACCCCCCCAAUGUCUCCGACAGCUCUUGUUGGAGCAACUCUGAGUCCUCAGAGACUUUAGUGUCUGAUUCCUCAACCAUCUCCAGCAGCAGCACCCCCAGGCAGAGGAGGUCACAGGACGGAGAUGCUUCUGCUAAGGAGGACAAAGUCAGUGUUCACUCAUCUCUCAGCAAGGCUUCCAAAUGCACCUCCAACGGCAAGCUUGUUGGUACAGUUGACACAGUUAAGAAAGAGGGGUCGUUUGUGCGUAGCCUCUCUGUCAUGAAGCCCAAGAAGGCUCCCCCUCCUCCAAGCCGCUCCUAUUCCCUCCACAAUAAGAUGAAACGACGAUCACGUGAUCUGGCAGAGGUUAGAGUUUCAGGGGAAUCGUCUCUCCAUAAAAUCUCCACCACAGGUAAAGAAAAUGAAAAAAACAAAUCGGGAUCUUCUCCUAUGACCUCAAAAAUCAUAGACAGCCCUGGCUACAAUGCUGACACCAGUUCUCUGGAUGACUCCACAGGCUCUGUGUCAUUCAGUCCCAUUAAAUCCCAGGCACUAAAGGCAGAGGAAGCUGCAAAGGUUGAGGAAAAAGUUUCCAGAGAUGCAUCACAAGAGAUGCAGGAACCACUUCAGGAGAAUAAGCUAAGCAAAAUGAUCUCCCCAUCCAGUGGCUACUCCAGCCAAGAUGCCACAUCCCCACAACUCUCUAAGCCCCACAGCUCAUCUCCGAGGCACAAGAGAGGCAUCUUAGCAAAGCUUCAAAGGUUAUUUCCCGGGUCCACUUCUGGUCCACCUUCAUCCCCUCUCACCCAGCCACAGGCUACUGAAAACAUUAAAUCUACAGAGGAUCCUAAACCUGACUCAGUUGACACAGUCAGCGUCAGCGCUUCUGUAAGGACCUUGAGAGAACUCUUCAACAUCCCUCCACCGCCCAAAGUCCACGCACCGCCUCCCCCUCCUCCAGAGGUUUGGGUUCACAGCAAGCGUAGCAUUGAGUUGCUGCUGGGACCCCCAGCACCUGACAACCUUGAAGCCAUCAUAAAGAGGAAUCCAAAGGACAGGAGACAACAGAGGCAGUCCCCCUCUGCAUCUACAGAGGGAUCUCCACAUGUGCUGGGGAGAAAGAAAGUCCAUGAAAGUGUGAUUUUGAAUGCAGAGAUUCAUAAAGAGAACAAUGAAAGACUGGCUCAGAAUGUAGAUUUGAAAGGAAACAGUACAGUGACAGAAAAAGAUAAGAAAGUAAGAGCAAGUGACAUAUUAAAUGGGAUGUUAGUGAAAGCUGUAGAGAAACGUGAAGAAAGGCUGGCAGCAAUGAGAGAAGAAGAAGCCAAGAAGACAUCCACACAAGCUACAGAGUUAAAGACCAGCAUUGAUACCUUACCUGGCAUUUCAUUAGUACGCAUUUCUCCAUCCCCUUCUCCUCUGAUUUCACACCAUCCUCCCCAACCCCAAGCCAAACAGACCACAGAAGUUGCUUCUGUCACAUCAGUACGAGCGGUUGUAUCUCCUGAGUCAUCCUGGCCCCCACCACCUCCACCAAUAGUACAAGCAGGUGUGGGUGGACCUGAUGAGACAGAUAUUCCCCUUCCACCCCCCCCACUGUUUGGUGAAGUAGGCUUAGUCAUACCUGUUCAGGUGCCCCCAGAGAGGUCCAUUCCUGGUGAUGACUCCUCUUUUACAACUACAGCACAGAAAUCCUGUUCAUCCCAGGGAACUGGUCCUCCACCACUGAAUAUCCCUCCUCCCCCACCCUAUACAGCGCCCCCUCCACCACUUCCAGUGGUUAAAAUGGUCUCUCCGCCAGUAGAGGAAGUCUUUCCACCACCACCUAAAGAGUUCUCUCUACCACCAUCUAAAGAGGUUUCUCCUCCACCACCUAAAGAAGUUUCUCCUCCGCCACUUAAAGAAGUUUCUCCAUUCCUACCACCUAAAGAAGUUUCUCCUCCGCCACUUAAAGAAGUUUCUCCAUUACCACCUAAAGAGAGGUUUCUACCUGUGAGGCCCAAACAGUCCCCUCCUCCUCUGGUUCAAGAAAUCCCACCUACACUUGUUAAAGAUGUCUUGCCUCCACUAAUUAUCAAGUUCUCCCCUCUGCCUCCUAAAGGGAUCCCUGCUCCAUCUGCUGAGGAGGUUGCUCUUUCGUCUUCUGAAGAAGAUGCCUCUCAGUCUUCUAUAGAAGCAACACUUGUCAGCAAGCUAAGUCCACCACAAAGUAUUCCACCCCCACCACCCCUACCAUCGCAACCCCAGUUGUCAGAGCAGGAUAUUGAUCUUCCACAAGAGAACAUCCAAUCCGAAUCUGAAUCAAACACAGUUUCAUCAAACAGUAUUUUAACUCCCUCUCAAAGUAUUCCACCUCCACCUGUCAUAGAGCUUCUGCACCAACCUCAGGUUCUACCCUUGAACAGUGAUAGUCCAGCAACCCAGGAGGCCCUACCUUCACCACCAUCAGAAGUCUCAGUCCCACCAGUUCCUGAAACCUCGACUUCACCUGAAAAGGUUCAAGACACUGUUCCCCCUCCACCUGUAAACAUCCCUGUAUCUCCACCUUUAUCUAUGCAGGGUCUUACCAGCAUUGAGCACCAGUCUACUCCUGCAAGCACAGAAAACCAAAGCCAAGAGCUGACCCUUGCCAGUGUUAUACAGGAGGAAACUACUCCCAUUGUCACCCCCUCCUUGCUGCAGAAGGUGAAGCUGCGGUCCGUCAACAGCAGUCCUGAGCCCCCUAAAGCUCAAGAGCAACCACAGGCUGAGGUCACAAUGAGGAAACAGCAGCCACCCAGCAAUCAGGUCCCAACCUCAUCUGCCAGUGGAGAAGCUCCUCAAAAGCCCAUCAGAAGGUCUCUGAUAAUAACCUCUCCCACAUCCACUUCUCCACCUGUCAUAGUCACUUCACAACCAGGUCUGCCCAAGUCCCUGUCUGCAUCUUCAUCCACAGUCCCCUCCCCUACAAAAAAGUCUCCUCCUGCCAUGACAGCCUCUCCUUCCAUGAACCUACAGGAGGCCAUCCGCCUGAGGACAGCAGCCAGAUCAAAAGAGAGCCCUACAUCUCGCCUCAGCCUACACUCACCUACAUCACCAUUAGACCUCCACAAGUCCCCCACUAGCACAGCAAGCUUUAUCUUCUCCAAGAGCAACAAGAGGGUGGUGAUUGAGACCAAGUCGGUGCAGGCAAGUGUACAGAAUAACCUGGAGGUUUCUGCUGUAACAAAGGUGUUGAGUGAAGCAGAAUCAUUGAAGAAGGUGCCACCACCGGUAGCAAAGAAACCCAAAUCGAAGGCCAAAGAGAAUGAGACCAGUGAAGGGAUGGAGCAAACUGCAGGACAUGGAAGCACAGCAGGAGGGUAUUCAGGAUGCUGCAGAGAAGACAAAUGGGACAGCAGGUACUGUUGAGGGAGGAGAGACACCAUCAACAUGAUUAUAAAGACUGAAGGAGACAGGGAAGGACCUACCAAAAACACUGAAUUCACUGCAAGCUUGUCUGUGUAAGAGAUGAGAAACUGGAUUUGAACAGAGGCUUAUUUCAAAAACUGCAUUUUGAGACAUUUAGGAUUAUAUAGAAAAUCCUUUGAAUGUGAUGUUAAUGGUGUGGGUCUUAAAAUACACAUUUUGCAUUUUACUAAGGAAUAAAUAGUCUAUUUUCUUUUGCCAGGGGACAUUCUGAGUUUUACUGUUGCAAGAGAUGGGAAUAUACCGUCCUCUAGUGUCGAACAAUGAUUGUACCAUUUCUGUCCUGCUGAAUCACAGCUUGUUGUAGUACCUACUCUUAACAAUGGGACUUUUGGGCGCUCAUUUGUAAAUAUAGCAACAUUUUGUACAUUUAACAUAUCCAGUAAUAAUGGAUCUGUGCUAUAAAGUUCUGUUCUGUGUUUUCCCCCAAAGAGUUUCCACACCAAUUAUAUUUGUUAAAAAAAAUAUUAAUUAUUUUAAGUUAUUUUUCCUGACCUGCUCAGUUCAUGUUCAGAGGAGGGUCUCUACGGACAGAAUAUCUUAUUUACAAAGCUGUGUUAAACCCUAACAUCAUGAUAUGAAUAACAUUUGUUUUCGUAUAGAUCUUAAUCAUAUCCAAAUGUUUUCCUUUAAAAAUCCCACAUGAUUUUUAUGACUUAAAGCUGUCUGUGUGCAUGACCAUUGAUAUCUCAAACACAAAGAGCAGUCAUGGCAAUACUGGAAUCAUUAUGAUGGAGCACAUUUUCUGCUGCUUUUAGUUACAGGUAAUUGAGGCUUUGCCUUUCUUACAGUUAUGGCUCAAACAGUGGGAUAUUUCUGUGUUAAACUAUAAUAUAUUUCAAACAGGUUACAGACAUUGUAAUGUAAUAACUGAUCAUUUAUAAUGGAAAGAAUAAAGAUUUAUGGACAAAUUAAA
Messenger RNA from Lates calcarifer (barramundi perch), 5945 nucleotides. RefSeq lists its product as uncharacterized. The record is from RefSeq and is a predicted model, not a curated record. The transcript has 9 exons. NCBI's taxonomy places the organism in Eukaryota, Metazoa, Chordata, Actinopteri, Centropomidae. Bases 305 to 4972 code for a protein of 1555 amino acids. Gene Ontology annotation, biological process: cell differentiation.